GGUGAUUCCAAGCAUUUACUACUCGAAGACAUAACGGAGACGAACCCAAGAAAUUUUGCUAAAACCUCUGAAACCACCACCGCCGGCGAACUCCCCGGCGAUCUGUCGAUUCUCAAUUUCUUCUGUCGUCAAAGAAGGGAAGAGAAAGAGACUCGGAGAGGGUCGUGGAUCGAUCAAUCGAUCUACUUCAUCUAACCUAUCGACUCAUAUUCAAGUCUGAUUUCUGGCGUUACAGUUAAAUUGCGAUCCUGCUUCUAACUAGCGAGCAAAACAUUGUGAGUUUGACAAUGAAGAGUGGUGAGCGAGCUGCAAAUAUCGCUCUAGCAGGUCUAACACUGGCACCGCUAGUUUUGAAGGUAGACCCAAAUAUAAAUGUCAUCUUGACUGCAUGCCUAACGGUUUUUGUGGGUUGUUACCGCUCUGUCAAGCCAACACCUCCUUCUGAGACAAUGUCUAAUGAACACGCCAUGCGUUUCCCUCUGGUUGGCAGUGCGAUGCUGUUGUCUUUGUUCUUGCUCUUUAAGUUCCUGUCAAAAGACUUGGUUAAUGCUGUUUUGACAUCCUACUUCUUUGUGCUUGGCAUCCUCGCACUCUCGGCGACACUCUUACCUGUAAUAAGGCGGUUUUUACCUACCAAGUGGAAUGAAGAUGUUAUAACUUGGCGUUUCCCGCAUUUUCGCUCGUUGGACAUUGAGUUCACAAGAUCUCAAGCUGUCGCUGCGAUUCCCGGGACCAUUUUUUGUGUGUGGUAUGUUGCACAGAAGCAUUGGCUGGCUAACAAUGUUUUGGGACUUGCAUUUUGCAUUCAGGGAAUUGAAAUGCUUUCCCUUGGCUCAUUCAAGACUGGUGCUAUUCUGUUGGCUGGACUUUUUGUAUAUGAUAUAUUUUGGGUCUUUUUUACCCCUGUGAUGGUCAGCGUUGCCAAAUCUUUUGAUGCACCUAUAAAGCUUCUAUUCCCCACGAGGGAUGCUGUCCGUCCAUUUUCUAUGCUUGGUUUAGGUGACAUUGUUAUUCCAGGCAUUUUUGUAGCCUUGGCCCUGAGAUUCGACGUAUCAAGAAGGAGAAAGAGCCACUACUUCAAGAGUGCUUUCUUGGGAUAUGCCGUUGGUGUAAUCCUUACAAUUCUUGUCAUGAAUUGGUUCCAAGCUGCACAGCCCGCUCUGUUAUACAUUGUACCAGCGGUAAUCGGGUUCUUGGCUGCCCAUUGCAUAUGGAACGGGGAGGUCAAACCGUUAUUGGAGUUUGACGAGUCUAAAUCAGCUAUUGUCGAUACAGACGUAGACGAGAAAACGAACAAGAUAAAGUAGAUCAAGAGAUAGAAAAUCUGGUUUAGAUGUUCACUAUAGAAGGAAAUAUGGUUUCAUCUCUUUCUUUCUUUCAUACUUGUUCUUUUGUGGCAUUUUCGCUCCGAUCUUGGUAACUUAUGGCGAUAGAUGUUUCCAAAUCGAUUCUGCAUUUGAUCUUUUGUUUCUGGUAUCGUAGCUCGAGUCUUUGUC
Messenger RNA from Cynara cardunculus var. scolymus (artichoke), 1496 nucleotides. RefSeq names its product signal peptide peptidase-like. Gene Ontology annotation, cellular component: lumenal side of endoplasmic reticulum membrane; membrane; cytoplasmic side of endoplasmic reticulum membrane. Gene Ontology annotation, biological process: membrane protein proteolysis. The transcript is spliced from 13 exons. Lineage: Eukaryota; Viridiplantae; Streptophyta; Magnoliopsida; Asterales; Asteraceae. Bases 288 to 1307 code for a protein of 339 amino acids. Gene Ontology annotation, molecular function: aspartic endopeptidase activity, intramembrane cleaving. The record is from RefSeq and is a predicted model, not a curated record.